CUAAUUUUUUUUUAUUUUUUAUUUUUUAGAUGGAGUCUCGCUCUGUCACCCAGGCUGGGGUGCAGUGGUGCGAUCUCUGCUCACUGCAACCUCUGCCUCCUGGGUUCAAGCGAUUCUCCUGCCUCAGGCUCCUGAGUAGCUGGGACUACAGGCACACGCCACCAUGCCCAGCUAAUUUUUGUAUUUUUAGUAGAGACAGGGUUUCAGUAUGUUGGCCAGGCUGGUCUGUAACUCCUGACCUCGUGAUCCACCCUCCUCAGCCUCCCAAAGUGUUGGGAUUAUGGGCGUGAGCCACCACGACCGACCUGAACACUGUUAUUAUCCCAGUUUUCAUAGCAGGAAAACAAGGCCAGAAAUGCCAGUAUCACUGAGUGAGAAAAUUAGGAAGAAGUGGCGACUGGAUGUAAGCCCUGACAUCUGACUCCAGAGCCAGCUCUUAACCCUGUUCCCGGACAGCCUCCCCAGGCAUGGAAGUGCGGAGAUAGCCGGUCCUGGUGCUCAGUGCUGUCCCCAGGCUGGGUAUCCCGCUCUCGGAGGCAGCAAAGCACCUGCUCUGAGUGGCCAUGGGGAAGCGAUACUUCUGUGACUACUGCGACCGCUCCUUCCAGGACAACCUCCACAACCGCAAGAAGCACCUGAACGGUCUGCAGCACCUCAAGGCCAAGAAGGUCUGGUACGACAUGUUCCGAGAUGCAGCUGCCAUCUUGAUGGAUGAGCAGAACAAGCGGCCCUGCAGGAAGUUUCUACUGACAGGCCAGUGCGACUUUGGCUCCAACUGCAGAUUUUCCCACAUGUCAGAGCGAGACCUGCAGGAGCUGAGCAUCCAGGUGGAGGAGGAGAGGCGAGCCAGGGAGUGGCUCCUAGAUGCUCCCGAGCUCCCCGAGGGCCAUCUGGAGGACUGGCUGGAGAAGAGAGCCAAGCGGCUGAGCUCAGCCCCAAGCAGCAGGGCUGAACCCAUCAGAACCACCAUCUUCCAGUACCCCGUGGGCUGGCCACCAGUUCAGGAGCUGCCCCCAUCCCUGCGGGCACCCCCACCUGGGGGGUGGCCUCUGCAGCCCAGAGUCCAGUGGGGCUGAGCCCCUUGCUCCCGACUGACCCCCACGUGGUCACUUUUCUCAUCAGUCACAAUAGGAAGCCAAGCCCCAUUCCUGCUACGCCCCAUGGAGGCUCCGAGACCAUCUGCCUGGCCUCACUGAGGCUCAGGACAUGGCCACACCAAGUGCAGCCCUUGUCCUGCGUCUGCACCGGGCAGCUCCCUCCUCACUCUCCUCCACCUGCCCCCCUGCUUCUUAAGAAGAUGGGGGAGAAAACUUCCAGAUGUUUAUAAAGAAAGUCUGUCACCA
Symphalangus syndactylus (siamang) is the source of this 1343-nucleotide messenger RNA. It is a transcript of the gene ZMAT5, whose product is annotated as zinc finger matrin-type 5. Gene Ontology annotation, molecular function: zinc ion binding. The record is from RefSeq and is a predicted model, not a curated record. Gene Ontology annotation, cellular component: U12-type spliceosomal complex. Lineage: Eukaryota; Metazoa; Chordata; Mammalia; Primates; Hylobatidae.